GCUUUUUCAGUUCUAGUCUUUCUUGUCCGUAAACAAAUAAAUAAAAGCUACAUCAAAGAAGAAACAGAGAGCGAAAGAGAUAGAGAAGAGCGAGAGACAAAUGGAGGAAGGUGGAUUGCAGGAGAAGUUAAUAGUGGAGAAGAAGGGUAGCAGAAAAGAAGAAGAAGAAGAAGAAGAAGAAGGAGGCGACAACGAAAAGCUGAGCAGACGUUUGUGGGAGGAGAACAAGAAACUAUGGAAGGUUGCUGGGCCUUCUAUAUGCACAAGAUUCUCCACCUUCGGCGUCACAGUUAUCAGCCAAGCCUUCGUCGGCCACAUCGGCGCCACCGAGCUCGCCGCCUAUGCCCUCGUCUCCACCGUCCUCAUUCGCUUCUCCAAUGGCAUCCUCUUGGGCAUGGCAAGUGCACUUGAAACUCUCUGUGGCCAAUCCUAUGGUGCAAAACAAUAUCACAUGCUAGGAAUUUACCUACAAAGAUCAUGGAUUAUUCUUUUCAUUUGCAGUCUCUUCAUCCUCCCUAUCUUCAUCUUCACCACCCCUCUCUUAAAGCUAAUUGGACAAGAAGAUUCCAUUGCAGAAAUGGCAGGCACUAUUUCCAAAUGGUUCAUACCAGUAAUGUUCUCCUACAUCUGGGCUUUCACUCUUCAAAUGUAUCUUCAGUCUCAAAGCAAGAAUAUGAUCAUCACAUAUUUGGCUGUGUUGACACUUGUUCUUCAUAUUAGUCUCUCAUGGUUCACUACUAAGAUACUUGGUCUUGGACUGGUUGGAGUCAUGAUUUCAGUGAUCAUUGUUAUGUGGAUUCCAGCAUUCGGUCAGCUCGGCUUUGUCUUCUUCGGGGGAUGUCCUGAGACCUGGAAGGGCUUCUCUUUUAGUGCUUUCAAGGAUCUUUGCUCUAUCACCAAGGUUUCAUUGUCAUCUGGUGUCAUGCUAUGCUUAGAGCUUUGGUAUAAUACCCUUCUGGUUCUUUUAACUGGAUACAUGAAGAAUGCUGAGGUUGCUCUUGAUGCCUUGUCAAUAUGCCUCAACAUUAAUGGGUGGGAGAUGAUGAUCGCUUUUGGUUUUAUGGGUGCUGCAGGUGUUAGAGUGGCAAAUGAACUUGGAGCUGGAAGUGCAAAGCGUGCAAAAUUUGCAAUUAUUAAUGUUGUGGUGACUUCCCUCAUCAUUGGAAUAAUACUGUUCACAUUCUUUUUGAUCCUUAGAGGAAAACUAGCUUAUAUAUUUACCGAGAACUCAGAAGUAACCAGAGCUGUCGCAGAUCUUUCACCUUUAUUAUCUUUCUCUAUUCUUCUCAACAGCGUUCAGCCAGUUCUUUCAGGGGUUGCUAUUGGUGCUGGCUGGCAAGGAGUGGUUGCAUAUGUAAAUAUAGCGUGCUACUACUUUAUAGGCAUUCCUCUUGGUAUUGUGCUUGGUUAUGUUGUUGGCUUCCAUGUUAAGGGAAUAUGGAUGGGAAUGAUACUUGGUGUAGUGGUCCAAACAAUAGUGCUGCUGUACAUCACAACAAGAACUGAUUGGGAGAAGCAGGUUGUUCUCUCAAAGGAACGUAUAAACAAGUGGUAUAUGAAGGAAGAAAGUAAAGACGAAGAGUCUUAAGUAGAGUGAUUUAAUUUCUGUAUUAUUUCUCUUUAAAUCAAGUUUUGAGACAUCAAUGAUCAAUUAUUAUUUUGCUCCUUGUAAUAUUCAAAAAGCAUGAACGCUGAUCUAAUAAUUUCUCAAUGAAUGACUGUGCGUUCAUAAUU
Messenger RNA from Dendrobium catenatum, 1734 nucleotides. Its product is annotated as protein DETOXIFICATION 21. The transcript is spliced from 8 exons. The coding region runs from base 101 to 1588 and encodes 495 amino acids. Gene Ontology annotation, biological process: xenobiotic detoxification by transmembrane export across the plasma membrane. Gene Ontology annotation, cellular component: membrane. Gene Ontology annotation, molecular function: antiporter activity; xenobiotic transmembrane transporter activity. The record is from RefSeq and is a predicted model, not a curated record. Lineage: Eukaryota; Viridiplantae; Streptophyta; Magnoliopsida; Asparagales; Orchidaceae.